AACAAAAAGAGGCCGAAGAACAGCCUCCUCCUCCCAUUCCUCUUUUUCUUCUUUUUCAAAGUAUUAAACCCCAACGAAGAACGACAACUGUUCUUCACGAAGUGAUCUUCAGAUAAACAAAAACGCCGAAUCACAAUGGGAAACCAGAAGCAAAAGUGGACGUCAGAGGAAGAAGACGCACUUUUGGCCGGAGUCAAUAAGCACGGUCCUGGAAAGUGGAAGAACAUUCUUAAAGAUCCUGAUUUCGCUCCCUCCCUCACUCAUCGCUCUAACAUUGACCUCAAGGAUAAAUGGCGUAAUUUGAGUGUCAGCACUGCUUCACAAGGCUCAAAAGAGAAGUCUAGGGCAGCUCCUAAAGCAAAAGCUAUCGUUGCUGCUAUUUCUAACAACCAAACCUCUGCUCCUGCUAAACCCAAUGCAUCUGCUGAUGCUGCAGGGGAUGAUACACCAAACAACAGCACACAAGAUGGGAAAAAUGUCCCAAGGUAUUAUUCAAUGAUUUUUGAAGCCCUUUCAACUAUAAAAGAUUCUAAUGGAUGUGACAUAGGUACAAUUGUUAACUUUAUUGAGCAAAGGCAUGAGGUGCCACAAAACUUUAGAAGGCAAUUGAGCUCAAAGUUGAGGAGGCUCGUUUCACAAGGGAAGCUUGAAAAGGUUCAGAAUUGCUACAGAGUAAAGAAAGACAAUUCAUUGGCAGUUAAAACUCCUACUCCUAAACAAAAAGAUGUCAGGCAACGGAUAUCGCAAUACAACACUACAGGAGGGGUGAUGCCAUCAGCAGAGACGGUGGAAGAUGCAGCGAAAGCGGCUGCAUACAAAGUGGCUGAUGCAGAGAACAAAUCUUUCUUGGCUGCUGAAGCUGUGAAGGAGGCAGAGAGAAUUGCAAAGAUGGCUGAAGAUACAGAUUCAAUGCUACAGAUUAUAAAAGAGAUGUAUGAAAAAUGUUCUCGUGGUGAAAUUAUUCUCUUGGCGUAGAUUCACUUGUAAGUUCAAUGGCCAAUCCCUUUGUUGUUCUUGGUAUCCGCAUGUAAAUUCUUCACUCCAGUGGAAUUUUCAGCUUUCUAGGCCUCCAAAUUCCACGUUGUCCUGUUUUUUCUUUUUUCUUUCUUUUUUUCGUGACAAAUCAAAUUAAUUUAUAGUCAGGUAUACACAUAUUUAUCUAAAUGUUCUUCAAAUGAACUUGUGUUUUCCAUUGGAAUUUGGUUAGACAAGAGUUAUAACAAACCAAAGUUCCCUAAGAAGAGGUUAUUCAGUUUUACUUUGGUA
This is a messenger RNA of Cucumis sativus (cucumber), 1266 nucleotides long. Its product is annotated as telomere repeat-binding factor 4. The transcript is spliced from 6 exons. Gene Ontology annotation, molecular function: double-stranded telomeric DNA binding. Gene Ontology annotation, cellular component: nucleosome. The coding region runs from base 136 to 975 and encodes 279 amino acids. NCBI's taxonomy places the organism in Eukaryota, Viridiplantae, Streptophyta, Magnoliopsida, Cucurbitales, Cucurbitaceae. The record is from RefSeq and is a predicted model, not a curated record. Gene Ontology annotation, biological process: nucleosome assembly.